Messenger RNA from Bactrocera neohumeralis, 4424 nucleotides. It is a transcript of the gene Or67c, whose product is annotated as odorant receptor 67c. Gene Ontology annotation, molecular function: odorant binding; olfactory receptor activity. Gene Ontology annotation, biological process: sensory perception of smell; detection of chemical stimulus involved in sensory perception of smell. Lineage: Eukaryota; Metazoa; Arthropoda; Insecta; Diptera; Tephritidae. The transcript is spliced from 4 exons. The record is from RefSeq and is a predicted model, not a curated record. Gene Ontology annotation, cellular component: plasma membrane. The coding region runs from base 3085 to 4296 and encodes 403 amino acids.
AAUAGUAAUAGUAUUGAUUUAAAUUUGGGGCGAAAACUCAUUUGUCGAAAUAUUUUUUUUCUAGGCUGGUAUGACUGUCAGUUUUUACGAUCAGUGAAAUUAUUCAACAAAAACGUUUCAUUAUAUUUUGUGUGCGAAAUCAAAUUCCUGAUGCCGGAACGCUGAUUAUGUUGAAAAAGGCCUUCGGUGAUAAUUGUUUGUCGCGAGCGUGUUUUUGAUUGGUACAAGCUAUUCAAAGAGGGUCGAGAACGCGUUGUCGAUGAACCACGUCCAGGACGGCCGUCGCAGUUAACUGAUGAUCAACAUGCAAUAGUGCUUGAGAAUCGGCGAUUAGUAGUCAGACAAAACCAUUUUCAAAGGUCAUUAGGACUGAAGAAAAGUGAAAGCACAAUUGGUUCUAAAAUCACUAAAUUUUUUCGAAAAACAACGUCGUGUUAACAGGGGGCUCAACAGUUCCCGGCUUGACACAAAUAUUGCGUUUUGAAGGGAAAAAUACAGUUCAAGCAAAAACUUGGCUUGAUGAUGUUUUUCCGACACUGUCCUAGCAGCCAACAAGGAUCGGUAUGCUAAGUUUAGACGUAGGGAAGUGAGCAGCGAAGACGGUGAACGCAGUAGACUCCCAAAAUAGGUUGUCACCGACGAAAACAUCAAAAAAGUUCACAAAAUAAUUUUGGAUGACUAUAGAAUGAAGUUUUUCGAGAUAGCAGACACUUUAAAGAUAUCAACUGAGAGGGAGCUCUGUACAAAAUAGAUGCAUCGCGAGUUCAUUUUUCACCAAAAACAACGAAAAAUUGAUGAUUCGGAGCAGUGUUUGGAGAUGUUUUGGCAUAAUAAACCCGACUUCUUGCGUCGAUAUGUAACAAUGAGUGUGACAUGACGUCAUAAUUCACACCGGAGUUCAAUUGACAGUCAUUCGAGUGGACUGCACACAAUAAACCCGCUCCAAAGCGUGGAAAAAUACAACAGUCGGCUGGCAAGGUUAAGCUCCGAUUUUUCACUCCGAAGUCCAAUCGACAGUCAUCCGAGUGACCUGCACACUAUGAACCCGCUAGAAAAAAAAACAACUGUUAAAAAAGCAACAGUUGUUUUGCACGGUUGUGGCGGUUGUAUUUUGGAGUGCGCAUGGAAUAAUUUUUAUUGACUACCUUGAAAAAGGAGGACCAUCAACAGCGACUAUUACAUAGCGUUAAUGGGCCGUUUGAAGAACGAAAUCGCCGAAAACUGGCCGCAUUUGAAGAAGAGAAAAGUGCUUUUUCAUUAAUACACUGCAUGAAUUGAACUUCAACUUGCUUCCGCAUCCACCGUAUUCUCCAGAUCUGACCCCCAAAUGUACUAUUUCUGAAGACUGAAACGUGUUAAAAUAAUUCCUGUUCUCAGACCUUAAAAAAAAGUUCACUGAAAAGAAAUUUUCGUUGAAUAAAGAGGUGACCGCCGAAACUGAGGCCUAAUUUGAAGCAAAGGACAAAUCAUACUACAAAAAUGAUAUCGAAAAGUUGAAGGGUUACUAUAAUCAGUGUAUUACAUUUAAAAGGAACUAGGCUGAAUAAAAAAUAACGAAUUUUGUCAAAAAAUGUGUAUUGCUGUGAUAAGCCAGGGACUGUUCAAUUGACUUGUUAUUAAUAGUUAUUUCUAUCAAGACAUCAUAUAUCUUUUACAUAGGCAAAGCAGAAUGAAUAAAGUAUACAUUAAGGAAGCACAGAGUAGUUACCCAUGAAAAAUUUCAAUAGCAAAGAAGAGAGAAAUCUACUAUAGUUGUACAGUAUAUAGUUACUGUAGUUGAAUAUAUAUGACCACAUAACUACAGUAGAGAGAGAAACGUGCUAGAGACUGGAAUAAGAUUUAAUUAUACAAUACUUCCUCAAUUGAAAACUGUAAACUGGUACAAUACUGGUGCUUACACCUUAGUUUAAAAUUUGGCGAACACUUCUCCACUUAUUGAUUUAGUCAGACAACUUACAUAUAAAUAUAUUUAGGCACAGCUGAUGAAAAUAGCAAAGAGUUUUCGGGUAAGAAAUAGCCUCACUGAUUGAAAAUUGCUUUCUUUUAAGGGUCACCAUUCAAAAGCCGUUCAUAAUUUCUAACUUUUCUACGUCCAAAGUUUGAACCAACGGCCACAAGGGAGUAACGCACUGACCUACAUAGAUAAAAUAACUGCUAUUGUGGUGCUGUGAGUACCUAAAUUAAAUUCAACUUGUAUUAUUAUUAUUCGUAAACUUGUGUAAGUAAUAAUUAGGCCUUUGCUUUCCUGUUAACUUUCUCACCACAAUAAUUAUAUGUCCCGAAACCGAAGUGUAUUUAAUAAUUGCGCAAUAAAUACAUUCUUCUGUGUUGAUAAUUGUGUAAUUUUUACACUUUUAAACUUGGAAAACAACAAAGAAAGUUUGAAAGUUAAGAACUCAUAAAUUGUUUUUGACAAUUAAGAGCCUCUACAGAACGUUAAUAAGAGUAGGUGAACUGUGAGACAAGUAAAUUGAAGAAAUAUAUGUACAUACAAGUGUAUAGAAUAUAUGAACCCGAAACUACUUCAACAUUUUUUUGAUAAAUUUCAGGAUAAUUUACAGAAACCCAAAGGAUCUUUUUGUGAACUGUAACUCCGCUAGAUGGCGCUGGAGUUUGAUUAUGAAGAAAAAAUGAAUAAUACGAUUUCGAAAUAAACAGUAGGGAUGAGGAAAGGUACAUGAAAAAUCUUUCACUACUGGUGUCACAGCCGAUUUAUUACAACAAUCUGGUUAAUAAUACGAUCCGGGGAAUAUUAUAAAGACGCUAGGUGGCGCUAGUGUCGUAAAAAAAGUAAUAAAUAAGACUGUUUUGAAAACUGACGAAUAAAUUUAUGAAAAAAAAUGAUAAACAAGCAGAAAAGUAAGGGGUUUCUGAUUGUAAACUUACAUCAAAGCUUCAACUUUUUGUAGCUCAUGUAACGAUUCGUAAAUGCCGAAAUAUUUCGAAUCAGAACUUACGCAAUUGGUAUAAGGAAAUUUGUCGUGAAAAACUCAUAUAAAUACUUGCUCAACACAAAGGUCAACUUUAUUUCCGGUUGAAACCUUGAUCCUUAAGCUCAAAGUUUGUAAACUCCACGUAAGCAGAAUGCCUGAGGCACGCACUUUCAGCGAAUUCAUACGCAUACCCAUCAGAUUUUACCAGACAAUCGGUGAGGAUCUCUAUGAGCAUCGCUCACCACAUCGCAUACGACGACUGUUGCUCAAGUCGCUGCUCUAUCUUGGUUUCCUCAAUUUCAACAUACUCGUUGUCGGUGAGAUUAUUUACUUCGUAAAAGCUUUAAACUCAUUCGCCACCGUUUUGGAGGCAACCGGUGUGGCGCCUUGUAUUGGUUUCUCGUUUGUAGCGGAUUUUAAACAGAUCGCCUUGACAGUGCACCGUCGAACCUUGCGUGAGCAUUUGGAUCAGAUGGAAGAGUCAUUUCCGAAAACCGCUAUGCAGCAAGUUGAAUACAAAUUGCCACAGCGCGAACGUGUUAUGCGACGUGUGAUGGGCAUUUUCGCAUUGCUCUGCUUGGCGUACACAUCCACGUUCAGUCUUUAUCCGGCGCUUAAGGCUGCCGUGCAAUACUGGCUCUUGGGUGCGCCCGUGUUUGAGCGUAAUUUCGGCUUUGCCAUAUGGUAUCCAUAUAACGCCACCGAAAAGACUUGGGUCUACUGGCUCACGUAUAUGGGUCAAGUGCAUGGCGCAUAUUUGGCUGGUGUGGCCUUUCUCUCGGCCGAUCUGGUAUUGGUGGCCUCGGUGACACAGCUUUGUAUGCACUUCGAUUACAUUUCACGUUGCCUGGAAGAAUUUGCUGGCCGCUCGGAGAAGAGCAGUGCGCAAGAGGAUUUACAAUCUUUGCAAGCGUUAGUGGUGAAACAUGCCAAGUGCUUGGAGUUGAGCGAACAUGUCAACAGCAUUUUCAGUUUCUCUUUACUACUGAAUUUCCUAACCGCUUCGCUGACCAUCUGUUUUAUUGGAUUUCAAGUGACUGCUUCGUCUACAGAAGAUAUUGUAAAAUAUAUUAUUUUUCUUACAACCAUGCUGGUGCAAGUGUUUGUAAUCUGCUAUUAUGGUGAUGAACUGAUGACGGCUAGCCAACGCAUUGGCGAUGCGGCCUAUAACCAGAACUGGUUCGAUUGCGACAAACAUUAUAAACAGCUUUUAGCUAUAAUCAUAAUGCGUAGUCAAAAGCCUGCUUCGAUUCGUGCACCCACAUUUCCACCAAUCUCAUUUCGAACUUAUAUGAAGGUUAUCAGCAUGUCUUAUCAAUUUUUCGCGCUUUUGCGUACAACCUACAGCGGCAAAGGAAACUAGAUGCUCACUAAAGCUGUGCUAUAUAAUUCAAAAAACAUAAAAAUAUUUAUAAGAAACUCAUGAUUGUUUAAACAUUAUAAAAAUAAUUGAAUUAAACAAAUUGCUAAUAAAAAAGUCGACAUAUGAAU